GCUAGACUCUACUAGCUUACCACUUAGCUGUCAAACAAAUCUUCCCGGCCGGACGAAAGGGACCCGACCUAUCUAGUACAUCCUACGCCCUACGUUUCUAGAUAACCGGAGACACCUUCUCCUUUACGCAAUCCCGAAACCCAGAAUGGCUUCUCCGACUGCUCCCGCCUCCCUGUGGAGCCGGAAACGCGACUUGAUCUACUUCUCCUUCUUUGCUAUCCAUGUCCCCAUCAUUUUUCUGGUCGACGCAGCCCCGAUCCUCCCCACUGUCCUCCAAUCCAACCUUUCCCACUCCCUCCGACAGUUCUACAUCGAUACGUACCAUGACAAGUUCUUCGAGGAGCCACCAGCCCCCUGGUUUUACUUCUUCAUUCUUAUGGAGCUGUUAUACCAUGUGCCCGUAAGCGUCUGGGCACUUGGCGGCCUGAAGAGAGAUGACCCUCUUGUCCCCCUCCACCUCCUCAUUUUUGGUCUUCAGGCCUUCCUUACCUCCACAGUCUGUCUGGUCGAGGUCUGGAGUUGGGCAGAUCGCUCUGUAGCCCAAAAGCAGAACAUCAGCAUGCUAUAUGGGCCUUAUGUCGCUCUUGGUGCGUUCAUGGCACUGGAUAUGUUCUUUAGACUUCGGACAAGACUCCUAGUCAAGUCCAAGAAGGAGUAAGUCACAACAGUAAUCAGUCCCCAAAACCCCAAUAUUCUCCCUUUCCUAUUUCAGUGGAGGGCAUGUAUGCAUACAGUAUCCAAUGCAGGGGGUGUAUGUGCUGGGACGAUAAUCCAUAGAUC
Aspergillus eucalypticola CBS 122712 is the source of this 780-nucleotide messenger RNA. RefSeq names its product EXPERA domain-containing protein. The coding region runs from base 146 to 658 and encodes 170 amino acids. Lineage: Eukaryota; Fungi; Ascomycota; Eurotiomycetes; Eurotiales; Aspergillaceae. The transcript is spliced from 4 exons. Gene Ontology annotation, cellular component: endoplasmic reticulum. The record is from RefSeq and is a predicted model, not a curated record.